GGGUCAGAGGAGGCGACGAGGCGAGCAGAAAGCGGCGCUGCAAUCGUGCUCUCACGAACGAGCGAGAGAGGGACAGAGAGAUGGCGACGGUGGGCGGCGCCACCAAUGGAGCCGGCGGCGACGACGAGUUCUACCUGCGGUACUACGUGGGGCACAAGGGGAAGUUCGGGCACGAGUUCCUCGAGUUCGAGUUCCGCCCCGACGGCAAGCUCCGCUACGCCAACAACUCCAACUACAAGAACGACACCAUGAUCCGCAAGGAGGUCUUCGUCUCCCCCUCCAUCCUCCGCGAGGCCAGGAGGAUCAUCCAGGACUCAGAUAUCAUGAAGGAGGACGACAGCAACUGGCCGGAGCCCGACCGUGUUGGAAGGCAGGAGCUCGAGAUUGUCAUGGGGAACGAGCACAUCUCCUUCACCACCUCGAAGAUUGGCUCCCUCGUCGACGUCCAGACCAGCAAUGAUCCGGAGGGCCUGCGCAUCUUCUACUACCUCGUGCAGGAUUUGAAGUGUUUUGUUUUUUCGCUUAUCAACCUCCACUUUAAGAUCAAGCCUAUUCAAUCUUGAGCACAUCUGUGCUCCCUGCAUCAUGGUUCCUAGUUUUAGAGAAUUCUGUAAUAUCCUAGUAUGAGUUCUUGCUCAUUAUGCAGUUUGGUGCGUGGGGUUGCUUUGCGUGAUAUGUUUUGAUAUCACCUGAGAUUGUUGGAUUGUGCAAACUGCAGGUGCCCAUUAGUGAUGUUUAUGCAUGCUCCUUCUUUUCCAGUAUUCGGAGUUUUCUA
Messenger RNA from Lolium rigidum, 775 nucleotides. Its product is annotated as protein mago nashi homolog 1. Bases 81 to 563 code for a protein of 160 amino acids. Lineage: Eukaryota; Viridiplantae; Streptophyta; Magnoliopsida; Poales; Poaceae. Gene Ontology annotation, cellular component: nucleus; exon-exon junction complex. The transcript is spliced from 3 exons. The record is from RefSeq and is a predicted model, not a curated record. Gene Ontology annotation, biological process: RNA splicing.